Messenger RNA from Tripterygium wilfordii, 498 nucleotides. Its product is annotated as extracellular ribonuclease LE-like. Bases 1 to 498 code for a protein of 165 amino acids. NCBI's taxonomy places the organism in Eukaryota, Viridiplantae, Streptophyta, Magnoliopsida, Celastrales, Celastraceae. Gene Ontology annotation, biological process: RNA catabolic process. Gene Ontology annotation, cellular component: extracellular region. Gene Ontology annotation, molecular function: RNA binding; ribonuclease T2 activity. The transcript has 3 exons. The record is from RefSeq and is a predicted model, not a curated record.
AUGGACUACUACUGGACAUACAAUGUUGAAUUGACUACGAAUCAGGAUAAACUCUGUAACCUAAUAUCAACUCUGAUAGUAGCUGAUAUGACUGAAAAUUCGCCAAAUAUUCCUUUCUACAAAAACGAUGGAAAAAACAAAGACUUUUGGCUGCAUGAAUGGAAGGCACAUGGGAUGUGCUUUAAAUUUCCAACGAAUGCUACAAAAUUUUUCCUAUUUGGCUUGGACAUUUUUCAGCGUUUUAAUUUCCUUUCAAUUCUGGAAACAGAACAAGUUCGUCCGGACAAUGGAUCAUAUAAUAGAUCUAAGUUAGCAACUGCUGUUACUAACGCUUUGGGAGGAGUAAAACCUGAAAUUGCUUGCAACGAAAAUAACGAUGGAAAUGUACAAUUACACGAGAUUCGGGUCUGCUAUGAUGACCAAGAUAUACUUAGGCCAUGUUAUCGUGGGUUUUAUGGUUGUCCGGACGAUAAACUGGUACAAUUUGUUUCUGCUUAG